AUGAAGCCUGGAAGAGGUCGGCGAAUGUUUCGAAAGAUCUUGGAGUUUUUCCAUUUCACUCCACCGGUAUCCAUCAAAAAACAAACGGCCAAGAAAACAUGCUACACCUUUAGAGUUGUUGGACCCAAGGAUCACUCUACCACCACCACCAACUAUGAUGACUGCCCCCCUCAAUACACUUGCAAUUCUGAAGAUGAAAAAUCAGCCGAAGAGUCAUUCCGCAUUGAGAUUCAAAAUGAGGUUGUUCAGCUCUGGAGACGAGUCUGGCUAGGUCUCUACGAGGUUGAUGAUGGCGAUGGUAUCUACGAAAGACGGCAUCAUUACGAUCGACUUGAAGCACUUUACCUUGGGGCAGGUUUUCCUGGUAAACUGUCUACUGCCGGGCUUGAUGCUCUUCGACGCUGGUUCUUAUGGAUUAGUCCUCGGAAUGGCAUGGCUGCAUUGCGUCUGUUUGACAAUAUGUCUAUCCCCACUUUGCAGUCAAUCAUUGAAGUAUUGAAUGCAUAUGAGAGUGAGAUCCCGCACCUGCUGCAGCUUUAUUCAAUUUUGGGUAAGGCACAACUAGGAUUGACGCAGCUACUUGCGUUGAAGAAUGAUCAUAUCGCGGAGACGAAAAAGCGCUUUUUGGCAAUUGCGAAGCCUAUGGCAAGACGACUUGAAAAGUACGAUAUUCGAGUUGAUGUCCUGACGAUGAGAAGUUUUGACGAAGCUAUGGCACUAGGACAUGAAGGUUUUCGACAGAAAGGCCAACAUGUUUAUUACAAAGCGUUUCCAAACCGACGUCGUUAG
Penicillium angulare is the source of this 789-nucleotide messenger RNA. RefSeq lists its product as uncharacterized. The coding region runs from base 1 to 789 and encodes 262 amino acids. The transcript has a single exon. The record is from RefSeq and is a predicted model, not a curated record. Lineage: Eukaryota; Fungi; Ascomycota; Eurotiomycetes; Eurotiales; Aspergillaceae.